AUGUUCCCCACCAGGAGCCGACGGCGGCUGAAGCCGGCAGACACACAAGUGUCUGAUUUUCAGGGCAAGCGCAUACCUCUGGCCGGGAGGGAUACGUUUGCGGUAGAGUAUAAGGGGAAAUGUGCUCAACUGUCUUUGCUUGUGGCAGAGGGUAACCGAGUUAACCUUUUGGGCCUUGAUUGGUUUGAACCCCUUAGUAUUGGCAUUACUGGUGUGAACAAAGUGGAACCAACUAAAUGGGCUGUACUGUACAGUGAAUUUGCUGAUGUGUUCGGGGGUGGUCUUGGAAGAUAUAAGGGGCCCCCAGUGUCGUUUGAACUUGAUCCCGCGGUGACGCCAGUGCGCCUCAAAUAUAGGAAGGUUCCUAUCCCGCUAAAACCGAAAAUUGAAGCUGAGCUAGACAAGCUCAUUGAGCAGGGGGUGUUAGAGCCAGUCCCAUUCAGCAAAUGGGAAACACCUAUUGUAACCCCAGUUAAACCGGACGGAUCAGUGCGUAUAUGUGCUGACUAUAAAUGCACAAUAAAUCGAGCAUUACAGCAGCACUCAUACCCUGUACCGGUGAUUAGCCAUGUUUUGGCUUCAUUGGGAGGGGGGAAGGUGUUCGCAAAAUUUGACCUUGCCCAGGCUUAUCAGCAGCUCCCAGUGACUAAGGAAGCUGCUGAAGCACAAACGAUAGUAACUCACAGGGGGGCUUUCAGAGUAAAUAGACUUCAGUUUGGAGUAAAUGUUGCCCCCGGGAUUUUCCAGGGACUCAUGGAAGGGUUACUGAGAGGGGUGCCAGGAACGGUCCACUAUUUCGACGACGUUCUUAUUGCUGGGAGGUCUGAUGAAGAACUCUUGCGCAGAGUCAGAGAAGUGCUCAAGCGCUUCAGUAAGGCUGGGUUAAAGGUAAAGCAGUCAAAAUGUCUGAUUGGGGUUCCUAGCGUGGAAUUCCUAGGUUUCAGGAUUGACCAAGAUGGAGUGCACUCCACCGAUGACAAGGUGCGGGCCAUUCGUAGUGCCUCAAGCCCUAAGAAUAAAAAAGAGCUGCAAUCAUUCCUGGGGCUGCUCAAUUUUUACCACGCCUUCCUUCCACACAAGGCGUCGGUAGCGGCUCCAUUGCAUGCACUCCUACACAAGGACGCAAAAUUGCGGUGGGGUGCCGAGCAACAAGGGGCGUUUGAAAGUGUGAAAGCUUUACUGUCAUCUAAUGCUGUUUUGACACACUACGAUGAUACGAAACUGUUGGUAUUGGCGGCGGACGCCUCCCCAUUUGGAGUGGGGGCCGUCCUGAGCCACGACGGACGGGAAGCUCCCGUCGCGUUCUACUCAAAAUCACUGACCGAUGCCGAAAAAAACUAUGCACAAAUUGAUAAAGAGGGACUGGCGCUGGUAUCGGCAGUGAAGAAAUUUCAUGACUUUUUGUACGGCCGACAUUUCCUGCUAGUAACGGACCACAAACCGUUACUCGGGAUCUUUGCCCCGGACCGGCAACUCCCGAACAUUAUGUCGGCCCGUAUGCUCCGUUGGGCCCUGUUCUUGUCAGCGUAUGACUACGACUUGGAGCACCGACCGGGUAAGGCCAUCGGACACGCGGACACUUUAAGUCGCUGCCCUCUGCCCGGCCGGGAUUUGGAUCCAGCACCAGCGUGCUCCGUUUUGGCCCUCGAGGAGCUUCCACAGGCUCCUGUUACAGCAAGAGACAUUGCCGCUGCGUCGGCUAAGGACACUGUACUCUCCAGAGUUUUAAACUGGGUUUGGAGGGGGUGGCCGUUGGGAGCUGUGGAGCCGGAAUUUCGAAAUUUCAAAGCGCGCCAAAAUGAGUUAUCUGUUUCAAAAGGCUGUCUGUUAUGGGGGAACAGGGUGGUGGUGCCCAAAUCCCUACAUCAGAAAGUGCUGAAAUCGCUUCAUGAGGGCCAUCCAGGCAUGGUCCACAUGAAGGCACUGGCCCGCGGCUAUGUGUGGUGGCCCAGGCUGGAUGCCGAAAUAGAAGACUGGCAAGUGUAUGCUCGAAAUUAUGCCAGUGGUCACUUGUGGCUCCCAGCCACUAUUGUUGAUAUGAUUGGGUCACAUAUGUAUGUGUGGAAAUUUUUCAUGGCAUGGAAUUACAGUGAUAAAUCCACAGAUGCAGCUAAUUUGAAUGGCUCCAGUGUGGAACCACCCCCAGCCCUUCAUUCUCUCCUUCAAGAUCGCUUUGCUGUCUACUCAGUAAAUGAUUGUUCCUCGUAUACUUCAGGAGAGUACUAA
Molecule: messenger RNA, 2226 nt
Organism: Gekko japonicus
Lineage: Eukaryota; Metazoa; Chordata; Lepidosauria; Squamata; Gekkonidae
Exons: 4
Coding region: 1-2226 (741 amino acids)
Source: RefSeq, a predicted model, not a curated record